UUUAGGGUUCUUCCAAGAGGUCGUCUGACGCGAUGGAGAACGACGAGGAGAAGCUGGAUUUCCAGGAUGAGAAGGAGCCGCGCGAUCACUUCAAGCUUGCCUACAUCAGCUUCUUCAUCCUUGGCGCCGGAUUCCUCCUCCCGUGGAACGCCUUCAUCACAGCGGUGGAUUAUUUCGAUUUCCUUUACCCUGGCACGCACAUCGAUCGGGUAUUCUCGAUCUUCUACAUGUUCCCGGCCCUCCUGCUGCUGCUCUACCUCACAUUCAAGGCCGGCGCCAUCGAGCCGCGGAUCCGGAUCAAUCUGGGCCUUGUCCUUUUCCUCCUCAUGAUGCUCAUCGUUCCAAUCAUGGACGAGAGCGUGAGCAAGCCGUCCAGCGCCACGCAUUACAUCACAAUCGCUGCUACUGGAGUCACGGGGCUCGCCGAUGCCCUCGUCCAGGGCAGCCUUGUGGGAUCGGCGGGGGAGCUACCGGAGCGCUACAUGCAAGCGCUCGUUGCCGGCACUGCUGCGUCGGGUGUUCUAGUUUCGUUCCUGCGAGUCGUGACCAAGGCCGCAUUGCCUUCCACACCCGACGGCCUUCGCAGCAGUGCGAACGUCUACUUCAUCACUACCGUCAUCUUCAUGGUGAUCUGCCUCGUCUCCUACAACCUUGUCACCACUCUUCCCGUCAUCCGCUACCACCUCAAGAAGAACUCCACCAAAGUAGCACGGCAAGAGGAAGACUCGGACUCACUUCUCCUAGCCGAUUCCACACCUCAUCGACGAGUGAGCUUCCAUCGGGUUUGGAGCCAGAACAAAGGACUGCUGCUGUCUCUCGCUCUCGUCUACCUCAUCACACUCUCGAUCUUUCCCGGCUCCCUCACCGAGGACGUCCACUCGGCGGCUCUGGGCGACUGGUUCCCGGUUCUCAUCAUCGCUUGCUACAACGUUUGCGACCUCCUCGGGAAGUCGAUCACGGCGGUCUACCUCAUCGACGACCCGAAAGCCAUCGUUGGUGGCUGCAUCGCGAGGCUGAUCUUCUUCCCAGUGUUUUUCGUCUGUCUCCAUGGACCCAGGAUACUUGGCACCGAGGUUCCGGUGUUCUUGGUGUCAGCGCUGCUGGGGAUCACAAAUGGAUACUACACGAGCGCGAUCAUGAUCAAGGCACCAAAGCUCGUGCCCGUGGAGGAGUCCGAGACGACUGGGAUCUUACUGGUUGUGUUCCUCGUGGCCGGACUCUCCCUUGGCUCUAUAGUAGGAUGGGUUUGGGUGCUAUGAUUUGUAUGUACAUUAUUUCUCAAUACAAUGCACAACGUUGAUUCUCCAAA
This is a messenger RNA of Selaginella moellendorffii, 1309 nucleotides long. Its product is annotated as equilibrative nucleotide transporter 1. Gene Ontology annotation, biological process: nucleoside transmembrane transport. Gene Ontology annotation, molecular function: nucleoside transmembrane transporter activity. The coding region runs from base 33 to 1259 and encodes 408 amino acids. The record is from RefSeq and is a predicted model, not a curated record. NCBI's taxonomy places the organism in Eukaryota, Viridiplantae, Streptophyta, Lycopodiopsida, Selaginellales, Selaginellaceae. Gene Ontology annotation, cellular component: plasma membrane. The transcript is spliced from 2 exons.